UCACCCCUUUUGCUUUCUUAGCCAAAACACCAACAUGUCCUAUUAGAACAACAAUUUGGCACUCUGCAAAAGAAGUUAACAGCUACUGGUAAAGAGGAAACAGAUCUCAAAUGGAUUCCAAAUAUUUCAUCUUAAUUUUGUUUUCUGGAUACCUGAACAGUAUAUUUUGCUCAGGGACAGAAGCAAAUACAACAGAAAAGCAACCACAAUCCACUUUAUUUACAUCAUCAAUGCCAUAUAGCUCAGCUAAAGUUCAAAACACAACAGAGAAUCUUUCAGAUCAACCAAAACAAUCAAUAACAUCUGUCAAAGUCACUGCUGGACAACCAACAUCAGCUAUCCGUACCCUUUCUGGAAAACCAACAAAAUAUACUCCUGCUAGACCACUUACCUAUAUCAUCACCAAUCAACCAACAGCAGUAGCCAGCACUUCAUUCUCACAAACAGCAUCAGAUAUGUCGACCUCUACCAGACAACUACUGCCUUCUGCCCACACUUCCAUCAGACAACCAUCAACAUCAUCACUUUCCUACACUCCUACUCAACAACCAUCGUACACUCCUACUCAACAACCGUCGUUACCUGUAGACACAUCUUCUAGAAAAUCAGUGCUACCGACUGUUGGUUAUCUAUCCAUACAGUCAACACCAGCUGUCCAAAAUUUACCUGGGAAUACACCAGGGUUCAAUUUAACUACCACUAACAAAAGAAUUUCAAAUAAUUAUAAUUCAAUAACUGCCAUAUUAAUCGGUACAAUUCUGACUUCUAUGCUCGUAGCUAUAAUCGUAAUUGUACUAUGGAAAUGCUUGAGAAAACCAGUUUUAAAUGAUCAAAACUGGGCAGGCAGGUCUCCAUUUGCUGAUGGAGAAACCCCUGAUAUAUGUAUGGAUAACAUUAGGGAAAAUGAAGUAUCCACAAAACGUACAUCAAUUGUUUCACUUAUGACCUGGAAACCCAGCAAAAGCACACUUUUAGCAGAUGACUUAGAAAUUAAGUUGUUUCAAUCAAGUGAAAACAUUGAAGAUGCCAACGACCCCAAAACAGAGAAAAUAAAAGAUCAAGUAAAUGGUACAUCAGAUGACAGUGCUGAUGGGUCAACAAUUGGUACCGCUGUUUCUUCUUCAGAUGAUUCUAAUCAAGAUUUUAAUCAGCCUCCACCACCUCCCCUCCUUGAUUUGGAAGGACGAGAGAGUAACCAAUCUGACAAACACAUAAUGACAAUUGUACCUCCUCUUCCAAAUGAUCCUACUAAUUUCCAACCAACUCUGAACAGUCUGAAUCAAGACUCUGAAGAUCAUAAUUCUAAAACCAAACAGUCAUUUACAUCAUGCCCUGACUCAUUUAAUUUGCCCUUGCCACCAGAAGAUUUUAUAAAAAAUCAAGAAGAUUCCAACAAUGAGAUCCAGUGUCAAGAGUUUUCUAUACUUCCUGACUCUAAUCAAGAUUUUAAUGAUUCUCUGCCACCACCACCUGCAGAAUUAUUGUAAAUAUCACAACUUACUUUUAGCCAAUCUUCUAUCUUUAAAUGAUUCUAUCUUCUAUUAUUCCUCAAGUGAUGUAAUAUAUAAAAUGUUAAAUUGGUAGCCAAUUUCAAUCUUUUAUUCAGGAACUACCAGAAAUGUAUACAAAACCCACGUGUAUAAGCGAAUUUUUUUUUAAAUUAUAAAACAAUGAUAUGUUUAUUAGCUAUAAA
Messenger RNA from Urocitellus parryii (Arctic ground squirrel), 1693 nucleotides. RefSeq names its product ecotropic viral integration site 2B (gene Evi2b). Gene Ontology annotation, biological process: regulation of stem cell division; positive regulation of neutrophil differentiation. NCBI's taxonomy places the organism in Eukaryota, Metazoa, Chordata, Mammalia, Rodentia, Sciuridae. The record is from RefSeq and is a predicted model, not a curated record.